Molecule: messenger RNA, 759 nt
Organism: Rotaria socialis
Lineage: Eukaryota; Metazoa; Rotifera; Eurotatoria; Philodinida; Philodinidae
Source: the annotation of a GenBank genome assembly
AUGACUCAACAUAACGUUCGGAUUCUUGAUCUUCCUGAUGAAAUAUUACUUCUCGUUUUGACGAAGCUCGACAAUAUUGAUGUUCUUUACUCUUUACUCGGUAUUAACAAUCGUCGACUUGAUGUUAUAGUUCAAGAAAAAAUCUUCACUGAUGUUCUUAGUUUUGUUUCCAUAUCAAACUUAACUGAAGAAAUUUCUCCAAUUUCAGCCUUAGCAUUAAAUCGAUUUCGUAAUGGCAUAUUACCAAGAAUCCAUAAAAAUGUCAAAUCGUUCAUUGUUGAGUCUGAUUCUUUCGAGUGCAUUCUUGGUGCUGCUACUUAUCCCAACCUCACUCAACUUAAAAUUUUCAAUCUCAACAAAGCAUUCAUUUCACGUUAUUUCAUGGACGAUUCUCCUCUUCAACAUAUUGGUAAACAACAGAUUACGGACCUUAUUCUAAUCAGUAAUGAAAGCAAUAAUGAAAUAGAAAAAAUUGAGUAUACCAAGAAUGUUUAUGCAACUGUUUUUAAUUUCUUUAAAAAUCUAAAGCAUUUGAGUAUUGUGCAAUCAUCUAUCCAUGAUUAUCCACCUUUACUGUUACAUAAUUUAUCACCAAUGACUUUUUCUUCUUCGACACUUACUAAAUUAUGUAUCAAUAUAAAUGAUUUUGAUGAUUGUCUUGCUUUGCUGGAUGGUCGUCUCAAAGACUUAACUAUACUUACUGUUCAAAUUAGUUCUAUCCAUGACUUCGCAUCAACAUCUCACAAUAUGGUAAGUUAA